GAUUUUAGGAGCACAUCCUAUUGGCUGCUGGAGGAUGAGAAUGUGGUGAAAUUUGCAGUAAAAAAGCCUACUUUCAACAGUUGAUUCAGUGUAGCUGAAUGAAAACUUUGACCGAGAGCUAUGGCAACCCAAACUAAGCCUGUUCUUCAUGGAUACUUCAGAAGCUCCUGCUCCUGGAGGGUCCGCAUUGCUUUUGCUCUUAAAGGGAUUGAAUAUGACCAGGUUCCAGUCAAUCUAAUCAAAGAUGGGGGUCAGCAGCUUACAGAGUCGUACAAGGCUUUAAACCCUAUGCAACAAGUGCCUGCAGUUGAAAUUGACGGUGUCACAAUUUCUCAGUCACUGGCAGUGAUCCAGUACAUCGAUGAGACCAGGCCAGGACCUCGGCUUCUUCCAGCAGACCCAAAGAAACGAGCCCAGGUCCGAAUGAUAAGUGACAUGAUUGCCUCUGGGAUACAGCCUCUGCAAAAUUUACAUGUGAUCCAGAAGAUAGGAGCAGAGAAGGUGGAGUGGUCGCAAUACUUCAUUAAUCGUGGUUUUCAAGCUCUUGAGCCCAUUCUGAAGCAAACAGCUGGGAAAUACUGUGUAGGCGAUGAGAUAUCCAUGGCAGACCUCUGUCUGGUCCCACAGGUCUUCAAUGCAGAGAGGUUCAAAGUGGAUGUCGGACAGUAUCCAACUAUUCAAAGGUUAAAUCAAACCUUAGUUGAGAUUGAAGCUUUCAAAGAGAGCCACCCAUCUUGCCAGCCAGACACACCUGCUGAUCUGCGUGCAUAGGAUAACAACUCAUCAGCUUCACAGACAUCACACUACUUCUUAAAUAAAACGCUGUGAAAGUCA
Scomber japonicus (chub mackerel) is the source of this 834-nucleotide messenger RNA. It is a transcript of the gene gstz1, whose product is annotated as glutathione S-transferase zeta 1. The record is from RefSeq and is a predicted model, not a curated record. Gene Ontology annotation, cellular component: mitochondrion; cytoplasm. The transcript has 9 exons. Lineage: Eukaryota; Metazoa; Chordata; Actinopteri; Scombriformes; Scombridae. Gene Ontology annotation, molecular function: maleylacetoacetate isomerase activity; glutathione transferase activity. Gene Ontology annotation, biological process: L-phenylalanine catabolic process; glutathione metabolic process. Bases 121 to 771 code for a protein of 216 amino acids.